This is a messenger RNA of Galeopterus variegatus (Sunda flying lemur), 2723 nucleotides long. It is a transcript of the gene KIF19, whose product is annotated as kinesin family member 19. Gene Ontology annotation, biological process: microtubule-based movement. Bases 17 to 2695 code for a protein of 892 amino acids. Gene Ontology annotation, molecular function: ATP binding; microtubule motor activity; microtubule binding. The record is from RefSeq and is a predicted model, not a curated record. The transcript has 18 exons. NCBI's taxonomy places the organism in Eukaryota, Metazoa, Chordata, Mammalia, Dermoptera, Cynocephalidae.
UCCGCCCUCCGCAAGCAUGAAGGACAGCGGGGACUCCAAGGACCAGCAGCUCAUGGUGGCACUCCGGGUCCGGCCCAUCAGUGUGGCAGAGCUGGAGGAAGGAGCCACCCUCAUCGCCCACAAAGUGGACGAGCAGAUAGUGGUUCUCAUGGACCCCACGGAGGACCCUGAUGACAUCCUACGGGCGCACCGCUCCCGGGAAAAAUCCUACCUGUUUGACGUGGCCUUUGACUUCACUGCCACCCAGGAGAUGGUUUAUCAGGCCACCACCAAGACCCUCAUUGAGGGCGUCAUCUCAGGCUACAAUGCCACUGUCUUUGCCUAUGGCCCCACAGGCUGUGGGAAAACCUACACCAUGCUGGGCACAGACCACGAGCCUGGCAUCUACGUUCGGACCCUCAAUGACCUCUUCCGUGCCAUCGAGGAGACCAGCAACGACAUGGAAUAUGAGGUGUCCAUGUCCUACCUGGAGAUCUACAAUGAGAUGAUCCGGGACCUGCUGAACCCCUCCCUGGGGUACCUGGAGCUGAGGGAGGACUCCAAAGGGGUGAUCCAGGUGGCCGGAAUCACUGAGGUCUCCACCAUCAAUGCUAAGGAGAUCAUGCAGCUGCUGAUGAAGGGGAACAGGCAGAGGACCCAGGAGCCCACGGCCGCCAACCAGACAUCCUCCCGCUCCCACGCCGUGCUCCAGGUGGCCGUGCGCCAGCGCAGCCGGGUCAAGAACAUCCUGCAGGAGGUGCGGCAGGGCCGCCUGUUCAUGAUUGACCUGGCUGGCUCUGAGCGUGCCUCCCAGACACAGAACCGUGGGCAGCGCAUGAAAGAGGGGGCCCACAUCAACCGCUCCCUGCUGGCCCUGGGCAACUGCAUCAACGCACUGAGUGACAAGAGCAGCAACAAGUACAUCAACUACCGCGACAGCAAGCUCACCCGGCUCCUGAAGGAUUCCCUGGGCGGGAACAGCCGCACAGUGAUGAUCGCCCACAUCAGUCCAGCGAGCAGCGCCUUCGAGGAGUCCCGCAACACCCUGACCUAUGCUGGCCGGGCCAAGAACAUUAAGACCAGGGUGAAGCAGAAUCUGCUCAGCGUCUCCUACCACAUCGCCCAGUACACCAGCAUCAUCGCUGACCUGCGGGGCGAGAUCCAGCGGCUCAAGUGCAAGAUUGAUGAGCAGGCUGGGCGGGGCCAGGCCCGGGGCCGCCUGGAGCGGGGUGACAUUCGCCACAUCCAAGCCGAGGUCCAACUGCACAGUGGGCAGGGCGAGCAGGCCGAGAUGCGACAACUGCGGGAGCAGCUCAUCAGUGCUUUCCAGGAGCAGAUGGACGUGCGGAGACGCCUGCUGGAACUGGAGAACCGCGCCAUGGAGGUCCAGAUCGACACCUCCCGCCACCUGCUCACCAUUGCCGGCUGGGAGCACGAGAAGUCGCGCCGGGCCCUCAAAUGGCGGGAGGAGCAGCGGAAGGAGUCCUACACCAAGGAUGACAGCGAGAAGGACUCAGACACAGGCGAUGACCAGCCAGACAUGCUGGAGCCGCCCGAGGUGGCCUCAGCCCGGGAGAGCAUUGCAGCCUUGGCGGGCGAGCAGAAGAAGCUGCACAAGCAGAAGGUGUCCAGGGUUUGGGGGGCAGCGGGAGGAGUGAGACCUGGGAGCUCGGGCUACACAUGCUGUGUGACCUUGCUAAGUUCCUUAACCUCUCUGUGCCUCAUAUGCCUCAUCUGUAAAAUGGGAGCAGUCAUGCUGCAGCCCUCAUGGGGUCGUUGGGAAGAUUUCCAGCGCCUGCAAAACAGCACCCUCCCUCCCCUCAGCACGGAGAGUGAAGCCCACCGCAUGUUCAAGGCCAGUCCCGGGGCCUGGCAGGUGAAGAGCUCCUCUGUGCCCACCCCACCUCCAAUCCAGAUCAGCAGCCUGGUGACCCAGGAGGGCCCCCCUCAGGACAGCCUGGGCAGCCGGAUCAUCUCUUCCCCCGACAGCAGCGAGAAUCUGUCAGAGGUCCCCUUGUCCUGCAAAGAAAGGAAGGAGAUCCUGACGGGCACCAAGUGCAUCUUGGUGAAGGCUGCCCGGCGGCGCUCACAGGCCCUGGGCCCUGAGGGGUGCCACCUGCUGGCGCCCGCGACAGAGCACAGUAGCCUGUCCCUGCACUCGCUGAGUGAGGCUGAGGAUGCACAGCCACCAGGCCCGCUGGCCUGCAAGCGACCACCCAGCCCCAUGCUGCAGCACACUGCCAGGGAGGACAACCUGUCCAGCAGCACAGGCGAGGCCCCAUCCCAAGCAGUCGAGCAUCGCAGUGAUGGCCCCAGGCCCUGGCCGCGUGGCCAGAAGAAAAGCCUGGGCAAGAAAAGGGAGGAGUCGCUGGAGGCGAAGAGGAGGAAGCGGAGGUCCCGGUCCUUCGAGGUCAUGGGGCAAGGGCUCUCCCGCCCCAAGACACACCUCCUGGGGCCCUGUCCCACGGAGGGCAUGUCGGACCACAGGAUGCCAGUGUGUGGCCACCCAGCCCCUGGCAUCCGGCAUCUGGGAAAGAUCACGCUGCCUUUGGCCAAAGUCAGGUUCCCUCCGAGCCAGAACACGGGCCCUGGGGACCCUUCGCGCCCUGCUAUUCCCCCCAACCCAGCUGGCACUUCCCCACGGGUUACUCGUGGGCCCCACCUGCCCCACGGUACAAGCACCCAUGGCAAAGAUGGACGCAUCCGGCAUAACUGAGGGGCCCUGCCUGGAACCAGCUCUCCUG